Messenger RNA from Cuscuta campestris, 1810 nucleotides. NCBI's taxonomy places the organism in Eukaryota, Viridiplantae, Streptophyta, Magnoliopsida, Solanales, Convolvulaceae. The record is from the annotation of a GenBank genome assembly.
CUGUCAUUUCAAACUAACCGCUGCUCUGAAACAAGGGACCUGAACUUUUCUCUCUCUCUCUCUCUCUAGAACCUCCCUGCUGCGGUAUCUCGGUGAUCGGGUUAGAAAUGGUGGCUUGCAGCACCGACGGGUUUCCGAGCUACAGUUACUGCUCGCCGGCCGAUGAUCGGCGAUUUUCGAAGCAAGUCUACGAUAACGUUCACGGAAACAUCUAUCUCGACCCUCUUUCUCUGAAGUUUGUGGACUCAGAACAGUUUCAGAGGCUUCGAGAUUUGAAGCAACUUGGUCUUACUUUCUUGGUCUAUCCUGGGGCAGUGCACUCUCGGUUUGAGCAUUCAAUUGGUGUCUAUUGGUUGGCAAGUGAUACUAUACAAAGGCUUAAAGCCAAUCAAGGAUCUGAGCUGGGAAUUGAUCAUUUUGAUGUUCAGACAGUAAAACUCGCUGGAUUACUACAUGAUGUGGGACAUGGGCCAUUCAGUCACAUGUUUGAGCGUGAAUUUCUUCCUCGGGUUCUUAAUGCCAUCAAAUGGUCUCAUGAAGAUAUGUCUUUGAAGAUGAUAGACUACAUUGUUGAUAAACAUAACAUUGACAUUGAUUCUGAGAAACAUAAAAAAGUGAAGGAAAUGAUAAUUGCUUCUGAGAGUAAUCAAACUAAUAGCUUGAAAGAAAAGCAAUUCUUGUAUGAUAUUGUUGCUAAUGGGAGAAAUGGCAUCGAUGUUGACAAAUUUGAUUAUAUUAUCCGUGACUCCCGGGCUUGUGGUCUUGGUUGCAAUUUCCAGUUUGAGAGAAUUUUGGAUGCAAUGCACGUAAUUGAUAAUGAGAUAUGCUAUCGUGCGAAAGAAUAUCUUACCAUCCACAAGUUAUUCUAUACAAGGGCUGAUUUGCACCGGACAGUCUAUAUGCACUCAAAAGUGAAGGCUAUGGAACUGAUGGUUGUUGAUGCUUUGGUAAAGGCAAAUGAUUAUCUUCAAAUUGCAUCCUACAUUGAUGAACCAGCUCAAUAUUGGCAGUUGGAUGACACAAUAGUAAAAACCAUUGAAACAAGUUCUUGCCAAGAGCUGAAGGAAUCCAGAGAUCUCAUCCUUCGGAUUCGUAGAAGGGAAUUGUACCAGUUCUGUAACGAAUUUGCCGUGCCAAAGGAGAAGAUGGACCAUUUCAAACCAGUCACCCCUCAAGAUGUGAUUUGUUCCCAGAGUUCCAAUGGGAACGUGCCUAUGCUAAAGGAAGAAGAUAUUGUUGUAACUAAUGUCAAAAUUGACCUGACAUGCGGUAGAAAAAAUCCACUCGAACGCAUCAACUUUUAUAAGGAUUUCGAAAGUCAUGAAAAGUUUCCCAUCAAAGAUGACCGUGUCAGUCACUUGUUGCCUGCGUGUUAUCAGGACAUGAUCGUUCGAGUUUACUCCAAAAAAAUUGAUCUGGUGGGAGCGGUUUCAGAGGCCUUUGAGAACUUUCAGCUCAAGACAUACGGACAGAAAACGCAGGUGCAUGCUACUCCCGAGAAGAAGAAACGUCCAAGGUAUAUAUAGGUCAUUGCUUAAGCUUUCAGAAACAUGACGGUAUUCUGCUAUUCUCCAAAACCAAAACUACAGGUACAUUUGUUCUUCUUAUUAGUUCUUACUGUUAGACGCUUAAAAAAACAUUAGGUUUAUAUAUAUAUAGAUUGAAGUGUAAAUGCAUAUGUCAUCCAUCUCCUCUAAUGGUUUGAACUCAACUCUUCAAUCUGUGGGAAGUUAUUGAUAUCCUAGCUUAAUUCCUUAUAUCCGUUAACAACAAUGUAAUAUUACUAUCACAAGAAACAUUGUGAUAAAGU